Ficedula albicollis (Collared flycatcher) is the source of this 592-nucleotide messenger RNA. Its product is annotated as SURP and G-patch domain-containing protein 1-like. Gene Ontology annotation, cellular component: nucleoplasm. Gene Ontology annotation, molecular function: RNA binding. The record is from RefSeq and is a predicted model, not a curated record. The transcript is spliced from 5 exons. Lineage: Eukaryota; Metazoa; Chordata; Aves; Passeriformes; Muscicapidae. The annotation marks the transcript as partial.
AUGCUCGGCCAGGCCCAGCAGCGCCAGGGAGGCAGAACCGGGAAUGCGCUCCUGAUUCCUGACAAAUCCUAUGCUAAUUCCCACCUUUUUCCCUCAGGGAAGGCGAGCCGGUGGUUCGGAGUGUCCCAAUCCAAAUCGGCCAAGACCAGCGUGAACAUCCUGCAGCAGGAGGAGCUGAUCGCGCAGAAAAAACGGGAAAUCGAGGCCCGGCUGGAGCAGCAGGCGCGGCAGAAUUCCCUCAGCAUCCCGCAGCUGCCCCUGCUCGGAGACGAUGAUGGCUCUGAGAACGAGGCCUCCGUGUCCAACAAGUUUGUGAACGAUGGGAGUUUCCUGCAGCAAUUCCUGAAGCUCCAGAAGGAAAAAUCCAAUGCUGAAACUGCCCCAAACCCUUCCAGCAAUUCUGGGAACGCCCCAGCCCCAAACCCCGGGAAGAAGCUGCUGGGGAAGCGGCCGGGCCAGGCCCUGAGCCGGAUGCUCCAGGCCCGGAGCCUCUCCCAUCCCAAACCCAGCCCUGUCCUGAGCCGCCUCAGCGUCUUCCAGGCCCCAGAUGAGGAUGAGGAGGAGGAUUACGAGCAGUGGUUGGAAAUCAAAG